This is a messenger RNA of Chelonia mydas (Green sea turtle), 7661 nucleotides long. RefSeq names its product molybdenum cofactor synthesis 1 (gene MOCS1). Bases 372 to 2453 code for a protein of 693 amino acids. The transcript is spliced from 12 exons. NCBI's taxonomy places the organism in Eukaryota, Metazoa, Chordata, Testudines, Cheloniidae. Gene Ontology annotation, molecular function: metal ion binding; 4 iron, 4 sulfur cluster binding; cyclic pyranopterin monophosphate synthase activity. Gene Ontology annotation, biological process: Mo-molybdopterin cofactor biosynthetic process. The record is from RefSeq and is a predicted model, not a curated record.
AAACUCUCUCUAGCUGUAGAGAGAGAGAAGAGACCUGGCUGUCUGGGAGCUGGGCAGGGUACCUGAGAGGAGCAGGGCUGGGGAGCGGCCUGGGGAGCUCCAGCCUGGAGAACCCCCAGGCUACAGGCCUUUCUGAAGGCCCAAAGCAGCCUGGAACCACCUGCACCCCCGAAGCGGCUGAGGAACUACAACUCCCAGCAUGCGGCACGGCGACCUUGGCCGUCCCCGCAUUGCGAUUGGCUGCUUGGGGCCUCUCCCCCCCCCCCCCCACGUGACUCAGGCCGACAGCGGCGGCUGCUGUCCGGGGCAGAAGCAGCGUGAGCUGCCCCGCAGGUAGCGGAUCCGUGCGGGCCGGGCUCAGUCCAGGGCCUAUGGCAGCGGCGCGGGGCGUUCGCGGGUGUCUCCUGCGGGGGCCCUUCCGUGCCCGGCCGGGCAGGGGCUGCAGCUCCGGGGCUCCUGUGCGGCAGCAGCAGCAGCAGCAAGCGCUUGUGGCUGCCCCCGCCCCGGCUCAGGAGUUGCCAAGCACAAGAAGAAAAGGUUUCCUAACUGAACACGCUGCCCCUUUCUCUGCUUUCCUGACUGACAGAUUUGGCCGUCAGCACAACUACCUGCGGAUCUCCCUGACUGAGAAAUGCAACCUCAGAUGUCAGUACUGUAUGCCAGAAGAGGGAGUUCAACUGACCCCUAAAUCAGAGCUGCUCACUACUCAGGAGAUAAUCACCAUUGCCAGGCUCUUUGUGAAGGAAGGUGUGGACAAGAUCCGAUUGACUGGUGGAGAACCACUCAUCCGGCCUGACGUGGUUGAUAUUGUGGCUCAGCUGUACAAGCUAGAAGGGCUACAAACCAUUGCUGUCACAACCAACGGGAUCAACUUAGCUAGGCUGCUGCCACGGCUGAAGGAGGUGGGGCUGGAUGCCAUUAACAUCAGCUUGGAUACUCUGGUUCCGGCCAAAUUUGAGUUCAUCGUCCGGAGGAAAGGCUUUCAUAAGGUAAUGGAAGGAAUCAACAAAGCCAUUGAACUGGGGUACAAUCCUGUUAAGGUGAACUGUGUAGUGAUGAGAGGCCUCAAUGAGGAUGAGCUGUUGGACUUCGUGGCGCUCACGAAGAACCAGCCGCUCGACGUGCGGUUCAUCGAAUACAUGCCCUUCGACGGCAACAAGUGGAACUUCAAGAAGAUGGUGAGCUAUAAGGAGAUGCUGGAUACAGUCAGGCAGAGAUGGCCUGAAUUGGAGAAGCUGGCUUGUGAGGCCUCCAGCACAGCCAAGGCUUACAAGGUACCAGAUUUCCAGGGGCAGAUCAGCUUUAUUACUUCCAUGUCAGAGCACUUCUGUGGAUCCUGCAAUCGGCUGAGGAUAACUGCAGAUGGGAACCUGAAGGUGUGCCUUUUUGGGAACUCAGAAGUGUCCUUGAGGGAUCACCUACGGGCUGGUGCUUCGGAGGACGAAUUGGUUCAAAUUAUAGGAGCAGCAGUGGGCAGAAAAAAGAAACAGCAUGCCGGCAUGUUUAACAUUUCCCAGAUGAAGAACCGGCCAAUGAUCCUGAUCGAGGCAGCAUUGAAGUCGACCUCACUACUGCAAGAUGCCGUGCAGAAUUCUCCACGUUCAAAGCAAUGGGGCCACAGACCUGGCCACUGGCUAAUGCCAAGAGCAAGUUUAUCCAAGCAGAUGGGAAAAGCGUUUAAGAAAAAUGUGUUUACAGGACAGCACGCCUUGCCAGGAUCUCGCUCAGAGCAACAGCAGCUUACAGCAGAAAUUCUGCGAGCUCAGGCACGCGGCAUUUGCAUCUUCCAAAAGAUUUUGAGCUCUAGCUCGGACACAAAGUGCCUUAGGACAGGAAGUCCUUCCAUUCAGCACACCAGCCAAAUUGCUGUGGGCAGUCACUCUGGGGCUGCUGCUGGAAACCAGUCAGAAGAAAAGGGCCCAGGAUCCCACUCCAAAACCAUAGGUUCUGGCUUGUGCGCUGGUGAACGGGGUCCCUCCGGCAGCCUGACUCACGUUGACCAAGAGGGGCGGGCGGCCAUGAUAGAUGUUGGAAAGAAGCCCGAUUCUGAAAGGACCGCUGUUGCCAGUGCUGUGGUUCGUCUGGGUGAGGAGGCAUUUGGGAUGGUGCGGCAGAACCAGCUGAAGAAAGGAGAUGUGCUGGCAGUAGCCCAGAUCGCAGGGAUUCAGGGAGCCAAGCUGACCAGCCAGCUGAUCCCCCUGUGCCACAACAUCCUUCUGAGCCAAGUGGACAUCUCUCUGAGCCUGGACGAGAGCAGAUGGGCUGUGGUGAUCCAGGCGCUCUGCCACAGCCAGGGUAAGACAGGCGUGGAGAUGGAAGCGCUGACUGCUGCCAGCCUUGCUGCCCUGACUGUGUAUGACAUGUGCAAAGCAGUCACUCACGACAUAAUCAUCGAAGAGGUGAAGUUGCUGAGCAAGACGGGAGGGCAGAGGGGAGACUUCCAGCGUGGAUAGCACUUAUCCUGUAACAGGAGCAUCCCCAUGCGGGCACUGAGGGCGCGGGCUGCUUUGGUGCCAUAUCUGCAGUCCGGCUGGGGAAACAGCAGCAUCAGGUAUCCUAUAAAAGAAUGGGACUUAGUCUGAAUGGCCAGGCCAUCUCACUGCUUGGUGUUCCUCAGUUCGACUCCUACUGGACAGGUCUCCCCAGGCGUCCACCACCACACUUAGCACCUUUCCCCGUACCCUCGGGUUCUGUUAGGCCAUGGAAACUUUCAUCUCACUGCCAUGGGUCAAAACUGAGGCCCUUCAGCCCAGUGAUGUCAGGGAAGCUGGCCUGGCUGCUGUAACCCGUCAAGUGCUUAGUCAGGCACUCUUCAUCAGUAUCGAAUUCACUUGGCAAAUAAAGAACACACAAUUAGGAGUAGUUUAUUGUAUCUUUGAUCAAUGACAAUGGCUUAAGAAUUGCUCCUUUCUUCCCACCAAACUUGAACUAGGAAGAAACUUCAGAAGGAGACAAUGGGGAGUCAUUCUAGAGUCCUGGCCAUUGAGCAAAGAUUUUAAUAAUGUACGGAGCCCCAUCAGCUGGAAUUAUUCAGCUCAAAGUCACCUAGCCACACCCCUCACAACUGCUUGGGUCCUAAAUGGGUCUGAUCACUACCAGAGCAAGGGGAUGGGAUCUUAUGUCCAUGAAUGGAAAAUUAGAUGUUGGUUGACUGAUGCCAAAUAGCCCAUGCACAGGCCUGAUUUUAUUCAGCAUCAUGCCCCUCAGUGCAGAGAGCUACUGGGGUAGGAGGAACUGUAAUUUGCACACCCUGCACUGUUUUGCUGUGGUUCACUUGUGCCUACCGUCAUAACCAACUCAUUAGAUGUCCCUGCAUGCUCAGGGGCCAGUUCUGAAUCAAUCUCUGUCCAUCAAAGCCACUUCCCAGAAGGUAAUAGGCCUCCUUCCUUGCGGUGUCCUGAAGGGAUGCCCUGCAGUGGUACAUCAAAGCUUACGGUGCCACCCCCCACCAGAGCAACCAGCAGGAACCAUGACCAAAACUGGGUAGCCAUGAAGAGGCUUCCUAAAAGAGCCAAUAUGGGCUGUCAAAUGAUUGACUCAGUUUAAACUACUUCAUAAGGUUGGUUGUUUGUUUGUUUGUUUUAUACUCUAGCAAGUUUAUGGGCUGUGCCUAAGGACCUCAUUCUGCUCCUUAGGGAAUUCAGGGACAGAACUCCCCAAAACAUGAGCAGAAUCAGGCCCUUUUUUUAUUUCUGGGACUUGAAAUCCAGCCGAGUUUCCCACCAAACUCCAGCAGAUUUGGAUUUUUUUUUUAAUCCACAUGUCUGCCAUGGCAGUUUGUAGCCCCCGCCAAUGGCGUGUCAUGGGAUAACCUAGUCUCAUGCUUGCUUCUUCUAUAGACUUUGCAUCCAGCCCGCAGAGGAAGCUCAGGCUACGUCUUGACCAUCAUUAAUGCUGUUGUUGCUGAACUCAGUGAUUCUUUUGGCAAACAGGGUCAUAAACAUCCCUUUGCUGUGUUGACUCUGCCUCAGGGAAGGGGAGGAAAUCCUUCAAGAUUUGUCAAAGGAACCCAGGAGAGGGGAAAUUGGAAUAGGCACUUAGAAGCCUGAAAAAUCAGUCUUCUAAAAGUGAAGUCCUUGAUGUUGCGGAGUCUUAUGCUAUUUUUGUUAUUAAAGCCUGAACCUCUCAAGGCAUGUGGCUAGAUAAGGAUCUCCGCUUUUUCUUUUUUUAAAAAAAGGAAAGUUCCUAGUUCUUCUGGUGGCAGAGAAAAAACUUGGAAGUAUGAUCUGAAUCCAUCCUAAAAGCUCAAAGCCAGAAAGCAAACAGAGAGAGAGAGAACCCUGGGCACCGGGCUGGCAUGUGCAAUGAUUUUAAAACGUUCAGUGUUAACACUCAGCACUUGAAAUGGUCCCCUUGCUAAGGAUGAUCUUCAAAAGCAGGAGUUAAUUUUGCAUGUUUUUGGAGUGGAAGGGAAUAGACAUAGUAAAAUAUACUGAUUUGUCAGUCUAAAUUGAAAAACAAUUCUCCCUUACUCUCAAACCUUGAAUUCAAGAUUCUUUCUCCUGCUAUAGUUGAGAUCAAACACAUACAGCAGAGCAGGGAUUCCAGCUCUCAUGCCAUCUUAGAGGCUAGUGCCACCCUGUGCUAUGGUUGGAGAAAGACCCUAAAUUCAGAUGUUGGCAGACCAACAGCCUUUCUGUUUAUAAACCUUGUGUUUAAAAAUGAAGUCCUACAGUCCACAGUGUUGAAGAAUUCUUCAGCAGUAAUGUUGUUUUUUUUUUUAAACCAACCCAAGUGGCUACCCCAAAUACUCUUAACACCUCUUUGUUUUAACUUGCUCGCCACUGCUGUAUUUUUGUUUUAUGCAGUAACCUGAAAGCUUUACCUAAACCUCAAAGACCAGGAGCCCCCAACUUUAAUUUAUGGUGUGCUCCUGUGGCUUAAGUUUCCUGCCCUUUGGAUACCAGUGCCGCCACCACCCCCUUUGAUACACACAACCGAGGAAGUUUUUAAAACAGCCUUAUUAACCUUGCUUUCCUAUUAAACUAGAGCUUUCAAGUUACUUGAAAGAAUUCUUUCCUUUGCCUUGUGAUUAUUAUUGUUGGUACAGCCUGCUCCUAAAGUUGUGUUUCAAGAAACAUUUUAUCCAGUGGUGAGACUAUACAUGACAGCAUCAAGCACAUUUCAGUCACUUCAAAGGAGAUUAGCUCAGGUUUAGUGCAGUGAACUAGGAAGGCAGGGUCAGAUUUAAAACUUUAACCCCCUCGCUUUCCUAUACACCUGAUUGCCCAUCACUCUGCUUCCCAACCCCUUUUCUUUACUAACUCAGUUGCAGGUAGAGCAUCACACCAGCACCAAGGAAGCACGCUGGAGUUCACUGUAGAGUCGCUGUGCAUUUUAAGCCAUGCUACGUGUUCGGGUGUAGCUAGCAGUUUGAAAAAUAUAUUUUUCUAUGGGUGAGCCAUUAUCCACAACAUCCCAGUAAUAGUAGCGUUGCCAUGACCACUAAGUUCCAAAUUCCACCACUAGAUACGCUUAUGGGAUCCCGUUAACUUUAUAGGGUGCCCGUGUGGAACCAGAUGGCACAAGUUGGUUCUAAUACCCUUUGUAUAGAAGUAUCUGGCAGUGUGUUUGUUUAUAUUGAUCAGACCUUUCAUUUAAAGACUGCUUAAAAUUAGCACCUCUUGGAAAAUUCUACCUGAACACACCUUAAUGGUAGAUAAGUGACGCAGCUGUGUGAGAGCAGUGAUCACCGAUGACUUGGGAGUCUAAGCCCUUCACGGGUAUGUCUACACUGCACCUGGGCGCAAGCCUCCCAGCGUGGCUCGACAGACUCGUGCUAGUAGGCUAAAAAGAGCUGUGUAGCCACAGCAGCUCAGGUUGGGGUUUGGAGGCUCUGGCCUGGGGUACACUUGAGAGCCUGACCUCCAACCCAAGUCGCAACAUCAAAGCAAUGUCUAUGCAGCUAGUUUUAGUGCACUAGCAUGGCUGUAGACCUGGGCUGGGAUGCUCACUCCCAGGUGCAGUAGAGCUAGACCCUUACAGGUUGCACUGGGUUUCAACUACUGAGUGGGUGCUGAACUCCUGGCUGGUUCCUUGGCUGCUUCUCUCAAUCCCACACACCCCCAUGAAGGGGAAGAGUCUUCCUUGUAGAGAAGCACUGGCCAUUAUUAGCAACAACGCUCAUGUCUCAAGCUUUGGCAGUGGUCUGGGCCUCUAUUGUUCUGCUUUGCUGGCCUAGUUUAUAAUCCUGUUUUAGGACAAACACUGAAUUUAAGGAGCUUAUGGCUUCAGUCUGAUUGUCCCCUUUUCACAUUAAACUCUUAAUUUAGCUGGGUGUUUACAGGAGAAACUUUCUUUCCACUAAAUCAAUCUGUACGUGUGUCACACCAGUCAAAAAUGGCAUGGAUUUUUCACAUCUUUGAGCUAGUGAUCACCUAAGAUGAUCAGCUCAUCAAAUGUUUUUUUGGUUGUUUUUUUUAAUACUGUACACAACUUUCCAGUUCCAAAUUCCGUAGCAAAGCCAUACGGCAUGGAAAGUGGCAUUUAUCAAAAAGCAUUUCAGGUACUUAAUCUGUUUGAUUUUCUUACAGUUACUGUGAGAUGUGACUAAGAGCUCUUCUGUCUGCACUGUGGCAAUGAAAAGAUACAAACACCCACUCUGGGUGCUCAAAUACAAUAAUUCUGUACAAGGUCCUAUUGCUACAUCAGACCAUACUGAUUACUUGCCAUCGUGGCAGGAGAAUCUCUGCUAGUUUAAGAAGAAUAUUGGUUAAUGCACAGAAGAUGCCCUCUGCAAUCCCUCUUACAGGGCUGGGGGAGGAGGGUCAGGCUUGGAAGCACAGAUACCACAUUUAGGCCCUGAUCCUCAAAAGAAUUUAGGUACCUAACUCUUACGGACAUCAGUAGCAGUUGGGUGCUGAAAUCCUAGGAGGGUCUUGCCUUAGCUACCAUGGUGAUAAGCAACCUUAAAAUCAAAUAGAGUGGUUUCUUACAUGUCAGGACUGAAGUGAAUUGCCUGAGCUAAAUAGGGAAAGGACACCUACUUGCACUCUGCUUUUGCCUUUGCUUGCUGUAGCCAGGUUGACUCUUACUUUCAUGAGCGCUUCUUGUUCACCUACAUUUACAUCUUUUUAAAAAAAAAAUAUAUAUAGCCUGUUGUAUGAGGUUUUAAAAACCAAACCAAACGCCUGUGCUGAUUCAAGGGGUUCAGGAACGAGGAGUUGUAUUCAGCGAGAGAGAAGAAGGUUUAAGUCUGAGCUGAUGGUGCAUUUGGACACAUGGCUCCUUGGCUUCUGAAAAUCUGCUACAGUGCAAUAGUUGAUUUAACAAGCCAGGACCCCCCCCCUGCCCCACAGACUUUGAAUUUCACUAGAAUUCCUGCAGCGGGGGUGGGGAGGAAGGGGAGAUUGUAAGGUUGUCUCUGAAUCUGAAUAGUUAGGGCAAAUUGACAGCUCAGCUCUAUAGUGGUGCCAUAACAUUUUCUUGUUACAUAACCAAGCCUUGGAACUAUGCAGUUAUUCUGAUAGAGAUAAGAUGUUGAAUUAAGUAUGUGAGAGUUCAUUUAUUUUGUUGGAAUGUGUUGCCAAGGGGCACUAGGUAAUAAUGUAUGUGUGAUGUUUGUACCCCUGCUCCAACGCACAAAGUAAACUGGGUCAGUAUUUUAGAGGCUUACCUUGCUCCAGUACAUUUUUAAUAAAGACUAAUUGUCAUGGAAAUGA